AUGGCAGCGACAAAAGAAGAUGGUGCAGAAGUGAUAUUACAAAUAGAAAAAUCAAAAAAACCAAAAAUCAUCACAGCAAAAAUGACUCCGGAAGAAUAUAAAACCCACCUCGUUCAACUUGCUGACUCUGAUGUGCCAAUAAAGUGUGACAAAUGCUUCGUCACUUUUAAAAACAACGUCGAAAAGGGCUUUCAUUCUGCAAAACACAAUGAAAAACGAUUCUACGAAUGCCACGUUUGUGAAGAUUUUGUACACCGUGACAAACAAAGAUUUGGUAUGCAUAUCAUGGAACACGAAGGUAUCAAAAAGUUCAAAUGUCCAAUUUGUGAAAAACAGUUUAAUAAUAUAAAGCUUGCAUAUGAACACAAGUAUCUACAUAAUAACGAAAAACCCUUCGAAUGCGACAUUUGCGGGAAAAAGUUUGUCUCGUCACAAAUAGCAAGAACCCACAAAAAACUGGUUCACUACGAAAUGCUAAAUGGACAAAAAUCUGAAAAAUACGAUUGUAAAAUAUGCAACAAACACUACACUCACGAUAGGAGCUUGUCAUAUCACAACUUUAGACACCACAAAGAACUACUAUGGAAACAGAAAGGGUGGCAUGGAGUGUGCGAAACUUGUGGCAAGGACUUCUUCUGCAAAUCAGAACUUAAGAAACACUCCGUCGUUCAUUCCAAAGACACGCCCUACGCUUGUGAUCAAUGUCCGAAAAAAUUCUCAAGACCAGACAGCCUUAAAGAACACCAGGUAGUUCACACCGGAGUAAAAAAUGCCAAGUAUGAAUUUGUAGAUAUUGGAACAAUAAAAGAAAAUGAUGUAGAAGUGAUAAUACAAAUAAUAGAAGACCCAAAAAAACCAAAGCGCAAAAGAGCCAAGAGAGACACAACACUAAUAAAGGAAUCAAAAAAACCAAAGCAGCACAAAAGAGGCAUGAAGGACAUAAUACAAAUAGAAGAAUCAAAAAAACCAAGGCAGCUGAAAAGAGGCAUGAAGGACAUCACAGCAAAAAUGACACCGGAAGAAUAUGAAACCUACCUCAUCCAACCUACCGACUCUGAUGUGCCACUAAAGUGUGACAAAUGCUCCGUCACGUUUAAAAACGAAGUCGAAAAGGGCCUUCAUUCUAUAAAACACAAUGAAAAAGGAUUGUAUGAAUGCCACGUUUGUGACUCUUUACACGAGUACAAAAAAUCAUUUGAUAAACAUCUCAGGAACCACCUAGGUAUCAAAAAGUUCAAAUGCCCGAUUUGCGAAAAACAGUUUACUGAAAUAAAGCCUGCGUAUGAACACAAGUAUUUACAUAGUAAAGAAAAACCCUUCGAAUGCGACAUUUGCGGGAAAAAGUUUAGUACGUCAAAUGCAUUAAGAAGCCACAAAAUCGGGGCUCACUACGAAAUCCUAAAUGAUCAUGAAAAAUUUGAGUGUAAAAUAUGCAACAAACAUUACGAUCAUAGUUCCAAGUUGGCACGUCACAACUUUAGACACCACAAAGAACUAUGCAAGCAGAAGCCUGCUUUAUGUGAAACCUGUGGCAAGGACUUCUCCUGCAAAUCAGAACUUAAGAAACACUCCGUGGUUCACUCCAAAGACACGCCCUACGCUUGUGAUCAAUGUCCGAAAAGAUUCUCAAGACCAAUCAACCUUAAGGAACACCUAGUGGUACACACUGGAGAAAAACGGUAUUCUUGUGGUGAGUGUGAGAAGAAGUUUGCCCACUCUUCUUCGCUUCGGAACCACUUAAAGCUGCAUACCGGGGAAAGGCCCCACACUUGUAUGGUGUGUGGCAAAGGCUAUAUUGCUGCUGCGAAUUUGAGGUAUCAUCUUAAUAGCGUUCAUAAAACACAAAUUAGUGUUAACACAAACUAG
This is a messenger RNA of Diabrotica virgifera virgifera (western corn rootworm), 1866 nucleotides long. Its product is annotated as zinc finger protein 62 homolog. The transcript is spliced from 2 exons. Gene Ontology annotation, molecular function: DNA-binding transcription factor activity, RNA polymerase II-specific; RNA polymerase II transcription regulatory region sequence-specific DNA binding. NCBI's taxonomy places the organism in Eukaryota, Metazoa, Arthropoda, Insecta, Coleoptera, Chrysomelidae. Gene Ontology annotation, biological process: regulation of transcription by RNA polymerase II. Bases 1 to 1866 code for a protein of 621 amino acids. The record is from RefSeq and is a predicted model, not a curated record. Gene Ontology annotation, cellular component: nucleus.